AUGAAAAUGAACGCGAAAGACUUAGUGACAAACAUGAUGGUAUUACCAAGAUAUGCAAAAAAAUUGAUUAACGAAUAUUGGAGUGAAUAUUGGAAUGAAUAUUGGAGUAAAAAUUGGACCAUGAUAUAUCUUUGGUACCAACAUGCACAUCAAUCUGAAGAGAGUAUUCCGGGAGACAUGAAAUUGCAAUCAUUUUCGAUUUUGGUAUUCG
This is a messenger RNA of Ambispora leptoticha, 211 nucleotides long. Lineage: Eukaryota; Fungi; Glomeromycota; Glomeromycetes; Archaeosporales; Ambisporaceae. The record is from the annotation of a GenBank genome assembly.